This is a messenger RNA of Chaetura pelagica (chimney swift), 2613 nucleotides long. It is a transcript of the gene CFAP58, whose product is annotated as cilia and flagella associated protein 58. The record is from RefSeq and is a predicted model, not a curated record. The coding region runs from base 133 to 2613 and encodes 826 amino acids. The transcript is spliced from 17 exons. Lineage: Eukaryota; Metazoa; Chordata; Aves; Apodiformes; Apodidae. Gene Ontology annotation, cellular component: cytoskeleton.
UCUGACAAACCGCAUCUGGAAGAAAGUGCAUUUGAAGCACUAGAAGAAGACUUCCAAGAAGUCAUCAAUCUACUUAAGGAAGAUGAAACUCUGGAAAAAUUCCGAAUAGAAUAUGAGAAGCUCCAUGCUGUUAUGAAGAAAUCUCAUGAAAAUGAAAAACGUCUCAUGGAGAAAUGCAGGGAGCUGAAUGCUGAGCUUGCAUUGCAUUCAUCUAAAGUAGCUGUGCUUACAAAGCUCUCUGAAGCUGAUAAGGAAACUAUAGCAUCAAUGAAGACGGAGAUGGAAAAGGCCUGGAGAAUGGUUGAUAUAGUCUAUGAAAAGGAACAGAAAGCAAAGGAGAAGAUUAAUUCACUGCAAGAGGAAGUAGUACGCCUAAGUAGUUUAGUGAAGCAAGGAUCUGGACAAUCCCUGGGACAGGAGUUCAGUAUCCAGGAUUUACUUAAACUUGAAGAAGUAACAAAAGAGCGAGACCAACUGUUGUCAGAGGUUGUGAAGUUACGUAAAAGUCUAACUCAAGCCACAGAGCAGCAGCAGGAUGCAGAGAGGGCAAAAAAUGAGGCAGAUCAAUCCAUUAUGCAGCUUCAGCAAGAAAUCCAGAUGCAUCAGAAUGAUGCCUCACGAGAGGCUCGAAAGAGGGACAAAAUGGAGAAGGAGCUGAAAAAUCUUCUAAGUGAAAUGGAUGAAAAGCAAGCUGAGAUCAAUGAUUUACAGCAGUGUAUACAGACAAGCAAAGAGGAACAACUGAAAAUGGAACAGAAUCUGAAAGAGGAGAAGAUCUUGAAUGAGAGAACUGGUAAGGAACUUGAGCAAUUUCAGACGAGAUGUAAUAAGCUUAUGCAAGAGAACGAGCAGCAGAACAUGAUGUUUGAAGAGGUGAUGCGGGACAUCCAGCAGAAGACAGCAGAACUGAAAGCCAAAGAUGAUGAAGUGACUCAGAUGCGCCUUGAAAUUUCAAAGCUGAGCAAAUUGAGAGAUGUUCUCCAGAAUAAGCUGCAUGUUGCAGAGGAACAAAAAAUUGAUGCAGGGCAUGAGAGAAACACCCUAAAAAGUCAAAUAUCUGGACUGGAGAGAGAGUUGGAGACUGCCAAAAAGCAGAUGGAGAAUGACAGAAAAGCUACAGAUGAUCUUAUGAGGGAAAGGGAUAUGCUAAACAAGAACUUGCUCAAGGCCACCAAUGCUACUCAGAAGCAGAUAAAUUUGGUGAAGCUUCAUGAACAGUCAAAGAGGAACUUGGAAGAAGAAAUUCAAAAUUAUAAGAAUGAAGCUCAGAAACAAAGGAAGAUUAUUUACCAAUUGGAGAAGGAGAGAGAUGGUUUCGUCAAUGAAGCCUCUGAGCUGAAACAGAAGGUUCUCCAGUACAUGAAAGAUAUUGAAAUACGGGAAGUGCAGAUCUGUGACUAUGAGAAGAAGGUAGAAGAGUCUGCAAUGAAAUUAAAACAGCAACAAAACCACUGUGAAACUGUGAGAGCAGAGAAGAACCUGUACAGUAAAAAUCUGGUUGAAGCUAAGGAUGAGAUAGCAGAACUGAAGAAGAAACUGAAAAUUAUGACGCAUCAGGUGGAUCAGCUGAAAGGAGAGGUCACAGACAAGGAAGCAGCCCUUGUGCAAGCACAUCUACAGCAUCAGCAAACAGAGAAAGAGAAGGAACUAUUGAAAGCUGAACUGCUUAAGAUGAAAAAAGAGGCUCUGGAAGCCAAACACUUUAUAGAAAAUCAGGAGGCAGAAGAGAGAAGACUCCUAAAAAUCAUUGCUGAAGCUGAUGCUGAGAGGCUGAGGCAGAACAAGGAAAUUGAGAGGGUUAUCACUGAGAGAGAUAUCCUAGGGGCCCAGAAUGUUCAGCGCAAUGAUGAAGUGGCUCUGCUCUAUGAAAAGAUAAAAAUCCAACAGUCCAUCUUGAACAAGGGUGAAACCCAGUACCGGCAGAGAAUGGAAGACAUCCGGCUUCUCAAGCUGGAGAUAAAAAAACUUCGCCGUGAGAAAGGGAUACUGGGCAAGAAUGUGGCUAACGUGGAGGAGCUCAGACAUGAGAUUUAUCACAUGCAGAAAGAACUGCUGAGGGCACAGGCUCGGUGCAGAGUUUUGGAAGAAGAACUGGAGAAUCCCAUGAAACUUCACAGAUGGAGAAAAUUAGAGGCCAGUGACCCAAGUACCUAUGAGCUGAUUCAGAAAAUACAGAGACUACAGAAGCAGCUUAUCAGCAAGACAGGUGAAGUGAUAGAGAAAGAAUUACUUCUUCAGGAAAAGGAGAGACUGUAUGUGGAUUUGAAGCACGUCUUGGCCAGGCAGCCUGGUCCUGAAGCUGCAGAACAGUUGCAGCUCUACCAGCACACUCUUCGAGAGAAGACAAAACAGCUGAAAGCUUUGUCCUCAGAAUUGACUAUGUAUGAAUCACAGAGCCAAGGAUACAAAUAUGAAAUUGAAAGGCUUGCCAGUGAGCUUCUGAAUGUGAAGAAGAAAUAUCUGGCUCAGAAACGCAAGGAACAACAGGCCAAGGAGAAGGAGCAAUCCUUGACCAACAUGGAGCCUGAGUUUCCACACCACAAGCCUGAUGUUCCUCGCUUCACUGGAGGGGGCUUUGCUAUCAACAGACCCCUUCCCAACAUUACAGCUUAG